Molecule: messenger RNA, 2055 nt
Organism: Pipistrellus kuhlii (Kuhl's pipistrelle)
Lineage: Eukaryota; Metazoa; Chordata; Mammalia; Chiroptera; Vespertilionidae
Gene: SRSF5
Product: serine and arginine rich splicing factor 5
Exons: 9
Coding region: 631-1494 (287 amino acids)
Cellular component (GO): nucleus; cytoplasm; ribonucleoprotein complex
Molecular function (GO): mRNA binding
Source: RefSeq, a predicted model, not a curated record
CUCCAUUUUGUAGAACGCGGAGCAGCUAAGUGCGUCAGUUGUCGAGAGACGUAGGCGAGUUGAGUCCUGGUCUGCGGGGAGGCAGACAGCUCCGUCGCAGACUACGGACCUCUCUUGGGUCUCAGCUGCCAAAGAUCCUGUCCGGUAGGUGAGUGGCUCACUUUGAGGGAAUGGCUUCUCGGAUCGAGGCUUCUUCAGGGCCACUCGGAGCAGUGGCCAGGGCUGCUCUCUUUGCGGAGGACGGCGUCCAAUGAGCGCAGUUUACUCGAGGCGCGGCCGUGGCGUCGCGAGAUUCCGGCUUCCACCUGCUGUGACGCUCCCGGGAGGCGGCGACGCUCGCGCGGCCCGUCGCCAUUGGGCUGGCCUUGCGGAGGGCGGCGCCGGCCCCGCCCGCACUUCUCGGCCUUUCCUAACUGCGGCAGAUGGGAGGGGGCCAGAAGAGCCGGGGCGAGUGUGAGGCUGCGCACUUCCAGAGGCGGCUGUGGGCGUUGCGGUGGCUGCGUUCUGGGCCCAGGGAAGGAUCGUGUUGGGAGCCGAGUUUUAAUUUUGUCUGCAAGGGACCUGGCCUAAUAAAGAGACCCUGUUGGCAAUCUUGUUUAUAACAUCACCCGGAAGUACUAGCCGGGCGUCAUGAGCGGCUGUCGAGUGUUCAUCGGGAGGCUAAAUCCAGCGGCCAGGGAGAAGGACGUGGAAAGGUUCUUCAAGGGAUAUGGACGGAUAAGAGAUAUCGAUCUGAAAAGAGGCUUUGGUUUUGUGGAAUUUGAGGAUCCCAGGGAUGCUGAUGAUGCUGUAUAUGAACUUGAUGGAAAAGAACUCUGUAGUGAAAGGGUUACUAUUGAACAUGCUCGGGCUCGAUCUCGAGGUGGGAGAGGUAGAGGGCGAUACUCUGAUCGCUUUAGUAGUCGCAGACCUCGAAAUGAUAGACGAAAUGCUCCACCUGUAAGAACAGAAAAUCGGCUUAUAGUUGAAAAUUUAUCUUCAAGAGUCAGCUGGCAGGAUCUCAAAGAUUUCAUGAGACAAGCUGGAGAAGUAACCUUUGCGGAUGCACAUCGACCUAAAUUAAAUGAAGGGGUGGUUGAGUUCGCCUCUUAUGGUGACUUAAAAAAUGCUAUUGAAAAACUUUCUGGAAAGGAAAUAAAUGGGAGAAAAAUAAAAUUAAUCGAAGGCAGCAAAAGGCACAGGUCACGAAGCAGGUCUCGUUCCCGGAGUAGGAGUUCCUCUAGGUCUCGUAGCCGAUCGCGAUCUCGUUCUCGUUCUCGGAGUCGCAAGUCUUACAGCCGGUCUAGGAGCAGGAGCAGGAGCCGGAGCCGGAGCCGGAGCCGGAGCAAGUCCCGUUCUGUUAGUAGGUCUCCUGCACCUGAGAAGAGCCAGAAACGUGGUUCUUCAAGUAGAUCUAAGUCUCCAGCAUCUGUGGAUCGCCAGAGGUCCAGGUCCAGGUCCAGGUCCAGGUCUCGGUCCAGGUCCAGGUCCAGAUCAGUUGACAGUGGCAAUUAAACUGUAAAUAACUUGCCCAGGGGGCCUUUUUUAAAAAAAACACAAAACACAAAAACACAAAUACCCAAAUCAUACUUGCUAAAAAUUCUGGUAAGUAUGUGCUUUUUUUUGUGGGGGUGGGAUAUGGAGGGAGGGUUGGAUUGGGUUGGGCUGGAUAUCUUUGUAGAUGUGGACCACCAAGGGUUGUUGAAACCUAAUUGUAUUAAAUGUCUUUUGAUAAGCCUUCUGCUCACAUUUUUGUGAAUGUCUGAAGUAUAUAGUUUGUGUAUAUUGACAGAGCUCUUUUAUAACUAAAGCAAAUUUAAUUUUUUUGUACUAGAAAAAAUUUGAACAUUUUAGUUCUUGAUUAUUCAAAUAUGUUAAUUCAAAAUUAGUUUAAUGUGUCAGUUAAACUAAUUAAUAGCUUUGGACACUUAAAAGAGCUCUAAGUUUGCUUGUACAUAAAGGCUUAAUUUGAGUUUUCCUUGUUAGGGUCAAGGGUGUCCUCUCACCCACUCUUUAACAGCUGCCUGGCAAAGACAAGCAGCUGUUUGUAUUUGAUAAUAAAAGAUUAUAAAACUG